CACUGCUCUGGUCCUCCGCCCGACGCGUCAUCGGUGGGCGGGGCUUCCUCUGACGCGUCAUCGGUGGGCGGGGCUUCAGCGCAGCUGGUUCUGCCGACACUCACAACAUUCACGGAGAUAUCGGUUCAAGCAGGCCUGUGGCCAUGGCGAAAGACCCGUUAGCUGAGGCAGGCUUUUACUUUGAUGAACUCAACAAGCUACGGGUUCUCGAGCCUGAUGUCAGCCAGAAGACGACGGAGCUGAAGGAUGAGUGCAAAGACUUUGUAGACAAAAUCGACCAGUUUCAGAAGAUAGUUGGGGGCCUCAUCGAGCUGGUGGAUGAAUUAGCAAAAGAAGCAGAGGCAGAAAAAAUGAAGGCUAUUGGAGCGAGGAACCUGCUGAAGUCGGUGGCCAAACAAAGAGAGGCCCAGCAGCAGCAGCUUCAGGCGCUCAUCGCUGAGAAGAAGAUGCAGCUUGAGAGGUAUCAUAUCGAGUAUGAAGCCCUGUCCAAAGUGGAGUCUGAGCAGAAUGAGUUCAUUGACCAGUUUAUUCUGCAGAAAUGAGGACAAGGUUAGACAACAGCCAUCAACUUUCCAGAGUGCCUGUGCUGGGUAAAUCCCACUUUAGAGAGUCACUCCUGCUGCAGCUUCGCUCCUGAAGCCAUCUCAAACGUCCAGCAUCAUCAAGAGACGUCCAGGCCUCGUCUAUAUAGACCAAUUUGUGGAUCAACAGUAGCUCUGAGGAUUUCCAGAGCUGAAAGCUCAAAUGAAAGAAACAUUCCAUUAACACCAAAUAUCUCACCAUCUGAUACCAACUUUUAAGGCAAUGGAGCUAUUUGUAUAAAAGAAAAUUAUUUAUACUAUUUAUACUUAAGAAAUAAUCUGUAUAUUAAGCUUUAUAAGUUUUCUAUCAAUUGAAAUAAAAACUGCAGUGCAUGUAUUUGUGUUUGUUCCUGUGGUACAGCCCAUCUAUGGACACAGCACAGGGGAGACACGUCUUUUCUCUCAUCUUCAGUUUCAUUUCUUAGAUACACAUAAUUGUUAUACUUGAAUACUAUAUUUUGCAUAAAUAUAUUUUUCCUGUCAAUGUUGGAAAUGAGUGAGGAAAAUGUCAAAUGCAUUAUGAAUAAUUUCAAUAAAGAUUGAUAUCAGCAAA
Cololabis saira (Pacific saury) is the source of this 1134-nucleotide messenger RNA. RefSeq names its product intraflagellar transport 20 homolog (Chlamydomonas) (gene ift20). The coding region runs from base 144 to 542 and encodes 132 amino acids. Lineage: Eukaryota; Metazoa; Chordata; Actinopteri; Beloniformes; Belonidae. Gene Ontology annotation, cellular component: cilium; centrosome; intraciliary transport particle B. The record is from RefSeq and is a predicted model, not a curated record. The transcript has 5 exons. Gene Ontology annotation, biological process: protein localization to cilium; centrosome localization; intraciliary transport.